AUGGGAAGGACUUGCGAUGAGGAUUCUGAGAGCCCAGUUGUGAACCAGGCAACAACGCGCCUCUGCAAGACCAUCGGGAGACUGGCUCGACAGUUCAUUCAGUACAACCUGCCACCUCUGCGUGUGCUACCAACUCAAACAGAAUUCGACUUGCUGGCUGCACGGCGUCGCGAUAAGAUGACCGAACGCUGGGAACAAGAGGAUAAGGUGGUGGCCAAA
This is a messenger RNA of Protopolystoma xenopodis, 219 nucleotides long. The record is from the annotation of a GenBank genome assembly. NCBI's taxonomy places the organism in Eukaryota, Metazoa, Platyhelminthes, Monogenea, Polystomatidea, Polystomatidae.